GUCUGCGCGUGCGCCGUGUGCAAGCAGCCGCCCCCAGGCUUGUCACAGAGCCUGGUGACCGCAGGGCGGCGGGGGACUCAGUGCUGCUGCGGCCGAAUCUGUAGCGUGAGGCGUCCUUGAGCUGAGAGGACCAUGAACCGCAGUCGGCAGGUGACGUGCGUGGCCUGGGUCCGCUGCGGCGUGGCCAAAGAGACGCCAGACAAGGUAGAACUUAGUAAAGAAGAAGUAAAACGUCUCAUUGCUGAAGCUAAGGAAAAAUUACAAGAAGAAGGUGGCAGUGACGAAGAGGAGACAGGCGAUCCUUCGGAAGAUGGCAUGCAGAGUGCACGUACCCAGGCACGACCAAGGGAGCCCCUGGAAGAUGGCGACCCAGAGGACGACAGGACGCUGGAUGAUGAUGAGCUGGCUGAGUACGACUUAGAUAAAUAUGAUGAGGAAGGUGACCCAGAUACUGAAACUCUUGGUGAAUCUCUCUUGGGUCUUACAGUCUAUGGAAGUAAUGAUCAAGAUCCUUAUGUUACUCUGAAAGAUACGGAGCAGUAUGAACGUGAAGAUUUCCUGAUCAAGCCCAGUGACAAUCUGAUAGUUUGUGGCAGAGCCGAACAAGACCAGUGCAAUUUAGAGGUCCACGUUUAUAAUCAGGAAGAAGAUUCCUUUUAUGUGCAUCAUGAUAUACUGCUGUCUGCAUACCCUCUAAGUGUGGAAUGGCUGAAUUUUGAUCCCAGUCCAGAUGAUUCUACAGGAAAUUAUAUUGCUGUGGGAAACAUGACCCCCGUUAUUGAAGUGUGGGACCUUGACAUAGUGGACUCUUUAGAACCAGUCUUCACUCUUGGAAGUAAGCUAUCGAAAAAGAAGAAAAAGAAAGGGAAGAAGAGUUCCUCCGCGGAGGGGCAUACCGACGCUGUCCUGGACCUUUCCUGGAAUAAGCUGAUCAGAAACGUGCUGGCAAGUGCAUCAGCUGACAACACUGUAAUUCUGUGGGAUAUGUCCUUAGGGAAGCCAGCAGCUAGCCUUGCUGUACACACAGACAAGGUCCAGACUUUGCAGUUUCAUCCAUUUGAAGCACAGACUCUGAUUUCUGGAUCCUAUGAUAAGUCAGUGGCUUUGUAUGACUGCCGAAGUCCAGAUGAAAGCCAUCGAAUGUGGCGAUUCAGCGGGCAGAUUGAGAGAGUGACUUGGAAUCACUUUUCACCUUGUCAUUUUUUGGCCAGUACGGAUGACGGCUUUGUGUAUAAUUUGGAUGCACGUUCAGAUAAGCCAAUUUUUACACUUAAUGCACACAAUGAUGAAAUUUCCGGUCUUGAUCUAAGUAGUCAAAUCAAGGGCUGUCUUGUGACAGCAUCAGCAGACAAGUAUGUGAAGAUCUGGGACAUAUUAGGAGACAGGCCAAGUCUGGUUCACUCUAGGGACAUGAAAAUGGGAGUUCUGUUCUGUUCUUCCUGUUGCCCUGAUUUGCCAUUUAUUUAUGCCUUUGGAGGUCAGAAAGAAGGGCUUCGGGUCUGGGAUAUAAGCACUGUCUCAUCAGUAAAUGAAGCAUUUGGAAGACGAGAGAGGCUUGUGCUUGGCCAUACGAGAAGUUCAUCUAUUAGUGGCCCUUUUGGGAGCAGGAGCUCAGACACACCAAUGGAGUCUUAAUGCAGAGCAAAAAACUUCCUGGUUUUUAUUACCUUAACUCAGAUUUAAAAACCUGGCCGAGAAAUCUCCACGUGUAGCUACAGCCAUGUAGUGACUGAAACACAUUUCAUUUCUUGCUGCCAGACAUUCCUCUGCAGCUAUGGCGGCAGCACAAACAGGGCUGGUCUUCGUGCUUUGCCUUUUCAGUGUGUGGGGUUUAGGGAUCCUGCUGCAUUUCUGGAAGAGGAUAAUAAAGAGGUUUUUAAAAAAUAAUUCCUAAAAUAUGCCAUAUGUCAUAAGUAACCUAUAGGUUUGUAAAAUAGGUAAUAAUUUAUGGAAUUUUAGAAGAAAAUCUUCUGAUUUUUUUUUUUUUUUUUUAAGAUUUUAUUUAUCAGAGAGGGAGAGCAAGCACAGGCAGACAGAAUGGCAGGCAGGGGCAGAGGGAGAAGCAGGCUCCCCGCUGAGCAAGGAGCCCGAUGUGGGACUCGAUCCCAGGACGCCGGGAUCAUGACCUGAGCCAAAGGCAGCAGCUUAACCAACUGAGCCACCCAGGCAUCCCGAAAAUCUUCUGAUCUUAAACGAUGGAUAAACCCAGGCCUUGAAAGGUUGUGACUUGGCCAAGAUUGCACAGUAGCCAUAAACACGGGCAGGUGCCCCAGGAAUUGCUCUUUACUGACUUGACUCUUUUCCAGCUAAUGUUCAUGAUUUUAGAAAUGUCCUCAGUGCUACUUGUAAAGUUCAGUGACUAAAUUAAAGGUGAAAUUUCUCUUUUCCCCCAGCAUAGUAUUCACUGUUAUCAAAGAAAAAGAGGUAUUACAUUAUGAUAAAGAUGUCAGUCCAACAAGAGGAUAGAACAUUCAUAAAUAUCAUAGGAGCACCUAAACACAUAAAGCAAAUAUUAACAGACAUAAAGGGAGAAACAGCAAUACAGUAAUUGUAGCAGACUUUAAUACCCCACUUUCAUCAAGAAAUAGACCAUUCAGACAGAAAACCAAUAUGGAAACAUUGGCCUUACAGACAUAUACACAGCAUUCCUUCUGAAAGCAACAGAAUACACAUUUUCUUUAGCACACAUGGAAAAUUCUCCAAGAUCACAUGUACGACCAAAAAAAGUCUUAAUUUCAGAAAAUUGAAAUAUCAGGUAUCUUUUCUGACCACAAUAAUAUGAAACUAGAAAAUUAGAUGAAGCACACUAGAAGAUUUGCAAAUAUAGGGAGAUUAAAUAGCAUGCUCCUGAACAGCCAAUGGGUCAAAUAAGAAAGGAGAGAAAAGGCCUUGAGACAAGUGGAAACACAACAUACCAAAACUUAAGGGAUAUACCAAAAGUUCACUGCAUUCAGUGCUGGGAUCAAGAAACAAGAGCUCUCAACCUAAUUUUACACCUCAAGAAACUACAAAAAGGAAUAAAGCCCAGAGUUAGUAGAAGGAAGGAAAUAAAGAUCAAAGUGGAAUAAUACAUGAAAUAGAAACUAAAAUGAAUCUGAGAGCCUUUUUUUUUUUUUUUUAAAGAAAAUUGACAAACCUUUAGUUAGACUGAGGACACAGGAUGCAAAAUCAAACAUGAGGAAGAAGUUGUUACAACCAAUAGACCACCAGAAUACAAAGGAUCCUAAGAGACUACUAUGAACAGAGUACAACAAAUCAGGCAACCUAGAGGGCAUGGAAAAUUCCUAAAAAUAUACUACCUACCAAAUCUGAAUCAUGAAGAAAUAGGAAAUCUGAAGGGGCCAAUUACUAGUAAGGAGAUUGAAUCACUCAUUAAAAACAUCUCAGCAGGGGCACCUGGGUGGCUCAGUGGGUGACCUGAUGGGAUGGGAUCAUGAGGUGACAUGAGCUUCUGCCUUCCGCUCAGGUCAUGGUCUCAGGGUCCUGGGAUCAAGCCCCGCAUCAGGCUCUCUGCUCAGCAGGGAAUCUGCUUCCUCCUCUCUCCCUGCCUGCCUCUCUGACUACUUGUAAUCUCUAUCAAAUAAAUAAAUAAAAUCUUUUAAAAAAAAAUCAAAUAAAAGUUAAGGACCAAA
Messenger RNA from Mustela lutreola (European mink), 3632 nucleotides. It is a transcript of the gene PWP1, whose product is annotated as PWP1 homolog, endonuclein. The record is from RefSeq and is a predicted model, not a curated record. Gene Ontology annotation, molecular function: protein binding. Gene Ontology annotation, cellular component: nucleus. Gene Ontology annotation, biological process: rRNA processing. The coding region runs from base 133 to 1635 and encodes 500 amino acids. NCBI's taxonomy places the organism in Eukaryota, Metazoa, Chordata, Mammalia, Carnivora, Mustelidae. The transcript has 15 exons.